CAAGUCAAUGGUGUUCCACAAUUCAUAUUUGUAAUCAGUCAGUAAAUUUAAUGGAUUGCGACCGAUCAUCUUAAUUUUUACACGGAUAUUAAAGCAAAACCCGGGCAUUGAGAGAAACAGUGAUCUCCAGUUGGUUGGUCGUGUUGUAUAAAAAUGUGACGGCAUGACAAAAUUAAUCAGGUUAUUCAAUCUGGCAAGGAAUUCUUCCGUGACUUCAGCCUUAGGCCAAAACGCCACAGUUCCGAAAGCAGGCUCUGUGGAAGAGAUUGUCAUUCCAAAGAAGAAGACAUGGGACAAACUAGCCGUUCUGAAAUCGCUUGCCUCCACUGUCAACAGGGAUCCCACUGCAUCACGAUACAUGUUCCAAGAUGACCCCUACCUCACCCCAAGGACGACUAUUGAGUUUAAACUGUAUUCCCUCUCCCUGGAGUCUGGCAGGAAUGCUGCAAAGUACAUUAUCAACACUUACCCUAAGUUCUUCCUGAAAGACUUUGCUGAGCCUCAUAUACCUUGCCUGAUGCCUGAGACCCUGGAGCCUCAGAUAGAAGAGGUGAGCGAGGCUGCACUAGUAGAGAGGAUUAAGCUGAGGAAGGUGGGCAUGGCUGUGGACCUGUUUGAUCAGCUCCUCCAGAAUGGCACAGUGGUGUCCACCAACACCACAAAUGACCUGCUUGAUCUGAUCUGUUUCUAUGGAGACUUGGACCCCAUGCAAGGGGAGGCAUCCAAGGAAGUGGCAGAGGAUCAAGAGACUCCGAGGAGGAGGGGAGCGGACCAUAGGGUAGGCAACCUCCUGGGCAGAGUCUGGAGAGAGAACAACAAUGCAGAGAGAAUAUACAACCUGAUGCCGGAACGAAACGAGAGGGCCUACUGCGCUUUGAUCCGAGGCAUGGUCAAGUAUGGAGCUGACACAAAAGCCUUCAGCACUUAUAUGGACAUGCUGAAUAACAGACUGACAGCCGAUGUUCACACCUUCAAUGCUCUGAUCAGUGCUGCCCCAAAUGUCCGGGAGGAUUACCACGAGAAAUGGAACCUGAUCAUGGAGCUACUUAAACAUAUGGAAGAACAGAAGGUCAGGCCCAACUUACUAACUUUUAAUGCAGUGCUGAAGAGUCUGCGACGCUGUGGCUCUCUGGCGAGAACUCAGGCCCUGCUCACACUUGCUGAGAUGAAGGCCCUCGGCAUUGAGCCCAGUUUGGCCACUUACUGUCAUGUCAUGGGAAUUUUCUACAAAGCAGCUGCAUCUGCCCGCAACCCCACCAAAAUCAUCUAUGAAGUGAUGGACGAGGUGUCAGGGAAGAGCUUUUCUGCCCAAGAUCCAGAUGAUGUUCAGUUCUUCCCCAGUACCAUGAGAAUAUGUUUGGACCUGAAGGAUAUUGAGCUGGCGUAUAGACUUCACAGAUUCCUGGGGGAAGGAAACAACUGGCAGCUACUGGGAGAUUCCCACCAACAGAGCAUGUACUAUGGAAGGUUCUUCAACCUGCUCUGCAUGAUGGAACAUGUUGAUGUGGUGCUGAAGUGGUACCGAGAGAUCACCCCCUCGCUAUACUUCCCCACCUCUCAUGCAUUUCGGGAUUUGCUCCAGGCGUUGGACACUGACAACAGGCUGGACCUCAUUCCGGAGAUAUGGAAAGACAUAAAGCAGCUGGGUCAUGCGCACAGGGCAGAGCUGGUGGAGGAGGUACUGACAAUGAUGGCCCGGGACAAGCACAGCCCAGAGGUCCAGGAGUCCUUUGCGAACUGUGCCCUGGACAUGAAGAAGGUGUUUGAGCAGAGGGAUCAUUCUGCCAAGAUGGCUCUGACGUGGACAGCCAGUGCUCUGGGAAAUAUCAUCUCCGUUCUGCUGGCUGCUGCCAGGACACGGGAGGCCUGGGAUAUGCUGGAGCUAUUCAAGAGAAACAACAGAGUCCCCACGGCGGAACUAUUGGAGGAGUUUGUGUGCUGCGCCCAGAGCACCAACAACCCCCAGCUGGCUGUGGAGCUGGUGCAGCUCUCCCACAGCUUCAGCCUGCCUACCACCACAAGACUUGCGCACAGGGUGGCACAAGAGUUCCAGCUCAGUGACGAGCAAAAGAAAGCUCUUUCAGAGCUGGAAGCCAGUGACAGUGAGAGCGACAGCAGCAAGGAUGAAUGAUGUCCAAUAGAAGGGGGCAGCAGCUCUUGCAGCCUUUUAGGCUGAGCUGUUUUCAAGAGCCAAAAAGGCUCAUUUUCAUAAAGCUACUGUAUGUGUUUGUCUGAAAUCUAAUAAAAAUUAGCUGAAACUUG
Messenger RNA from Anguilla rostrata (American eel), 2262 nucleotides. RefSeq names its product pentatricopeptide repeat domain 3 (gene ptcd3). NCBI's taxonomy places the organism in Eukaryota, Metazoa, Chordata, Actinopteri, Anguilliformes, Anguillidae. Gene Ontology annotation, biological process: mitochondrial translation. The coding region runs from base 164 to 2131 and encodes 655 amino acids. Gene Ontology annotation, cellular component: mitochondrion. Gene Ontology annotation, molecular function: rRNA binding; protein binding; ribosomal small subunit binding. The transcript is spliced from 24 exons. The record is from RefSeq and is a predicted model, not a curated record.